Messenger RNA from Teleopsis dalmanni, 1073 nucleotides. It is a transcript of the gene Galphai, whose product is annotated as G protein alpha i subunit. The transcript has 5 exons. Lineage: Eukaryota; Metazoa; Arthropoda; Insecta; Diptera; Diopsidae. Gene Ontology annotation, molecular function: G protein-coupled receptor binding; GTP binding; G-protein beta/gamma-subunit complex binding. Gene Ontology annotation, biological process: adenylate cyclase-modulating G protein-coupled receptor signaling pathway. The record is from RefSeq and is a predicted model, not a curated record. Bases 1 to 1068 code for a protein of 355 amino acids. Gene Ontology annotation, cellular component: heterotrimeric G-protein complex.
AUGGGUUGCGCAGUGAGUACAGCGCGAGAUAAAGAAGCAGUGGAACGUUCGAAAAGUAUAGAUCGUGCGCUGCGAGCAGAGGGUGAACGCGCCGCAUCAGAGGUGAAAUUGUUGCUUUUGGGUGCCGGUGAAUCUGGAAAAUCCACAAUUGUAAAACAGAUGAAAAUCAUACACGAAACAGGUUACUCUCAAGAAGAAUGUGAGCAAUAUCGGCGUGUUGUCUAUAGUAACACUAUUCAGAGUCUGAUGGCAAUAAUACGUGCAAUGGGUCCACUAAAAAUUAAUUUCGCCGAUCCAUCACAAACAGAAAUAGCACGACAAUUCUUCACUUACGCUUCUGCAGCUGAAGAAGGUAUCUUACUACCAGAAAUUGCGUUGCUCAUGAAGAAACUAUGGGCCGACGGUGGAGUGCAACAAUCAUUCUCCCGUUCACGUGAAUAUCAAUUAAAUGAUUCAGCCGCCUUUUAUCUGAAUUCAUUGGAUCGCAUUUCACAACCGAACUACAUACCAACACAACAGGAUGUGCUACGAACACGUGUCAAGACCACGGGUAUCAUUGAAACACAAUUCAGUUGCAAGGGUUUGCACUUCAAAUUAUUUGAUGUUGGCGGUCAACGUUCGGAACGUAAAAAAUGGAUACAUUGCUUUGAGGGUGUGACGGCAAUCAUAUUUUGUGUUGCUCUUUCUGGAUACGACUUAGUUCUUGCCGAAGAUGAGGAAAUGAAUCGAAUGAUUGAAUCCUUAAAACUUUUUGACUCCAUUUGCAAUUCGAAAUGGUUUGUUGAGACCUCAAUUAUACUUUUCCUGAACAAAAAAGAUUUGUUUGAAGAAAAAAUUAAACGAUCUCCAUUAACAAUAGCAUUCCCAGAAUAUACGGGACCAAAUACAUUUGAGGAUGCUGCUGGAUACAUUGGCAUGAAAUUCGAAAAUCUGAACAAGAGAAAAGAUCAAAAGGAAAUUUAUACGCAUCUAACAUGUGCCACCGAUACGAAUAAUGUACAAUUUGUUUUUGAUGCUGUGACAAAUGUCAUCAUAAAAAAUAAUCUUAAAGAUUGUGGACUUUUUUAAUAUUU